AUGGGUUCGGUUUUAGGGAAGAUUCACUUUUCGCGUUACGCAAAGGCACAUCACGUUACACAAAAGUACAUCGCGUUAAGCGAAGGCACAUCACGUUACGCGAAAGCCAUCGCAUUACGCGAAGUCCCAUCGCGUUACGCGAAGCGGCACGGUCGGAACGUCGCCACGCGAAGCGACACCGAGUUGUACUUAGAUUUGUGUAAAACAUCAAAUUCGAUUCCUAUUGUUUUUCAGCUGAAUGAAGAAUCCAGCCAGCCAGCCGAUGGAUUUCCUGAAUCCAAUUCUGAUCAUAAUAUCAACAAUCCUACUGCUAUCAUCCUUAUCCUUAUAUCAUCUCUUCUAAUAAAAGUCUUCAUCGGCAAAUCAAUCAGAAAUCCUAAAUACCCUCCUGUAAUCGGUACAGUAUUCCAUCAGCUCCUUUACUUCAAGAAUCUAUAUGAUCGCCAAACAGAGGAUGCCCGGAAGUAUGCUACUUUCAGACUGUUAUCUACCGGCGAAAGUGAUCCAAGAAACGUCCAACACAUACUCAAAACCAACUUCGCUAAUUACUCCAAAGGCCAGUACAAUCAAGAGAUAACCAAGGAUUUAUUCGGAGAAGGUAUCUUCGCAGUUGAUGGAGACAAGUGGCGUCAACAGAGGAAGCUUGCCAGCUUCGAAUCAGAAGAAACGGCUCCAAACUUGUUGCAAUUCUUGAUCGGCUCUCUGUGGAAAACAAGCUCUUUCAUAUGCAGCACGUUGGAUUCGAUAUUCAAAGUGGGAUUUAGUGUAGAGUUGAAUUGUAUGGAGGGAACAAGCAAAGAAGGGAGUACAUUCAUGAAAGCGUUUGAUGAUGUUAAUGAAUUAACUUAUUGGCGUUAUGUUGAUCCAUUUCGGAAACUUAAAAGGUUUUUCAACAUUUCCUCAGAAGCAUCACUCAAGAAAAAAGUCAAAGUCAUCAAUGAUUUUGUGAACAAUCUCAUCACUACAAAGAGGAAACAUCAACAAAAUGAUAAUCCAGCAGUUAGUUCUUGA
Impatiens glandulifera is the source of this 1011-nucleotide messenger RNA. Its product is annotated as cytochrome P450 704C1-like. Lineage: Eukaryota; Viridiplantae; Streptophyta; Magnoliopsida; Ericales; Balsaminaceae. Gene Ontology annotation, molecular function: heme binding; monooxygenase activity; oxidoreductase activity, acting on paired donors, with incorporation or reduction of molecular oxygen. Bases 1 to 1011 code for a protein of 336 amino acids. The transcript is spliced from 3 exons. The record is from RefSeq and is a predicted model, not a curated record.